CAAAUAUCAUUGCGUGACAAAUCAAUAAUAAAAAGUGAAAAUCACUUUAAUGUACCAUGACACUACACUUAUUUUGAUAUAUUCCAAUCCAUGGAAUUACUCAUUUACAAAUAGUUGUCGAAUACCAUGUAUUUAUUGCUAAGUUUUCUAUUUGUUAGUGUAUUAAGUUUUCCUAAUGGUAAUACAAAUUCGUCAAAUGAUCAUUUACUUAUUGAACACAGUGUCACUCUAGAGAGUGCUGAAAAUGCAAUUCAACAUCUUGUACCAGAUUUGAUGAUAGGAUUCGGAUGCAAAAAAUGUACCGAAAGAGAAAUUGAAUAUUGUUUGUCCAAUGAUGUCAUUGAGGAUCAUUGUUGUUGUCAAAGGAAAUACCAUGAAGUGUUCCCUUACAUUGUACAUACUUGUUAUAUAAGAUCUAGAAAUUGUGAACCUACUGUUCGGGACUGUGGAGUAUUUGAUCGAUUAUUGACUUGUUGUUGCCAUCAUUAUCUUGGAACAAAAUGGAAAAUCAAAAUGUCACCAUCCAUUAAUGGUCAAAGUCGAAAAAACCAAAACCUGUUUCUUUUUGGAUUUACUUUUUUACUUUUUAAGUACAAUUACUAUAUUUGUAAUUUCUUUUAAACAUGUUUAGCAAUUUUAUGGUUUUAUAUAUCAUGAUUGUUCAACCACAAAAAAGAAAAUAUUUUUAUCUUAUUAAACAAUAGCCUUUAAUAAAUAUUGCAUGACAUUUAAA
Rhopalosiphum padi (bird cherry-oat aphid) is the source of this 733-nucleotide messenger RNA. RefSeq lists its product as uncharacterized. The record is from RefSeq and is a predicted model, not a curated record. The transcript is spliced from 4 exons. NCBI's taxonomy places the organism in Eukaryota, Metazoa, Arthropoda, Insecta, Hemiptera, Aphididae. Bases 127 to 621 code for a protein of 164 amino acids.